Molecule: messenger RNA, 14373 nt
Organism: Echinococcus granulosus
Lineage: Eukaryota; Metazoa; Platyhelminthes; Cestoda; Cyclophyllidea; Taeniidae
Exons: 19
Coding region: 1-14373 (4790 amino acids)
Source: RefSeq, a predicted model, not a curated record
AUGCGUACGACCAUAGACUCUCUUCUGGCCCAAGUCAAACAAUUCGACACAGAUGAGGCCACUGCCCGAGACCGACUGCAAUACCUACUGCGGGAGAUAAGUCUCCUGGCAAUCCGCACCCUAAAACGCCAGUACAUCUGUGAAGUGAGCCUUGCUUAUGAGCAAAACCGGACAAACUGGGUUAACAAACUGCGUGGGCUUCGAUCGCUGCAGGAACAGCUUAUACAAACCGGAGCUACUGUUGAAAUUCUUAACGGGCUUCCAAAGACCGAAGAGACGCCUAAGUCCCUGAAAACUAUUCCAGUUGACCUGAGUUACCAGGAUGAUUGCGUUAGGUGGUUAAAGACACUCAAUGGAGCAAAAGUUCAAAUUCUGAGUUAUAAACUGACUGCAGACCUCCCCAAAAUUCCUGAUUACUUUCAGAACGUUGAAGAGGAGGUCCGUUUUGAGCCGGAGUAUACGCCACAGGAAUUGGACACGGCUUCGAUUGUAGCGGGAAUCUUCUUUGUGACGGGAAGACGGGACGAGAUAUUGUCUGCUGCCUCCACCUCGCGUGAACCCUUCAGCUUCUACGUGGAUGUGGGUCGUCUCACAAGCGAUUGUGAUCGUUUGAAGACAGGUAUGGUAACCCACUGGAACUUCCUUGAGGCCUACUGCACCAGCUGGCUCAGACUUGUGAGAGGAAGUGAGGAAUUAGGUAGCAAUACUACCGAGUUUCUGGAGAAGACGUUCACGUUGGUAAAGAGUGCGGUAGAUCUAAUAGACACACGUCUAGACAGACCGGGAAAUCACAAGAGAUUGUUCGAAAUCACUACUCAACUCAGGGAAUGGCAAAAGGCCUUUGAAUCACCCUCAGAGGUUGAAAACUUGACUGACCUUCCACUUGUCUCUCGUGUACUAGAGUUGCAAGCGGACGGCGAGAAGUUGAUUGAAUCAUUGGCAUCUCGAACUCUAGUAGUCAGAGCUCUGCUAGAUGCUAACCGAAUGGUUUUGCUCAAUGCAUCAAUACGACUAUGCGGUAUUGCCUAUCAGUUGGAGAGGCUAGUCAAAGCGUAUGACAGUCGAGAGGCGGCAAUUAGGGAGGUGAAUAACGUUGUGAAGGAGGCUGAACAGGAAGCAGGUUUCAGGUCUGUCAGCAAUCUGGCUGCCAACCUACUGGGCGUCGAGGUUUCCCCAGAAAUGUUGGCUGCUGAUGAACUGGUUGGUGGUAGCAACCUUAAAACGGAGAUUUCUUACAAGUCGGAUCUGGAAAGCCUUUUGCGAACGGUUUGGUCUUCUCAAGACCUCUCUAGGUUACUUGCGAGAAUAUCAAAAGCUCGCACUUAUUUGCGAACGCAUUUGCCACCGAAACUGAUGCAUUUGCAACAAUCCAGCUCUGCGGCUAUUUGUGCUUUUGAGGCAAUUAUGAACGAAGAGCAUCCGAAACCCAGUCUAGAGCGAUUAGCAGACGAUACAGUCAGAAAUAGGAUCGUUACAAGGUGUCAGCAUUUCUCUGAUAUUAUGGAUGAGGCCAUAAAGCACUUAGAGGAUAAGCAUCAGGCGAUGACCCUGAUAGAAACCAACAUCAGCCAUAUUUGCACGUGGAUUGAUGAACUCCUUCCUAGAGUUCAAUCAGCGACUCAUCUCCUUUCCGUUUCUGCUAACGAAUCCGCCAUUCCUGAAGCGGUACAGUUCGCAGAAACGGUUGAAGACCCCACCGAUCUACUGGACUUUUUCAAUGCGGAGCGUGAACACUACGCAAAGAUAAUUGAGCUAACGCAAUUGGAAGUCAAUUCUGACAGUGAAAUCCUUUGCUCCGUUUUCGAGUCACAGACUAAAUCCAUUGCAACACGGUUUGGUGAUCUGGUCAGUGCCGUCAGUGGCAUGGAGGAUCUUUGGCGUACCUAUCUAGCCCAAGACGAUGCAGUGAGACAUGAGCUUUCGCGUGAGUCCGAUAAGCUCAAAGUACUCACUGAUCGUUUGGAUAAAAUCAACCUGCAAAGUGGACCUACCUUACUUUUCACAGCCUCGACCAAGGAACGCACUGAUGCUAUGGAACUUCUAGCUCAAUCGUUUGAAGAAACACAGCAGAUUCGAAGUGAUUACAUCGAUAUGAUAACACGAGUUGAAGUGCUUUCCAAUCGUUGUUUUAAUCGAGAUGCCUUUAGAAUGCGAUUGAAGCGGAGAAAACUGCUGAGAGAUCAAAUGGCUGAGGAGGUGGUGCAGGAGCAACAGGUGGGUGUGGAGGAUAAAUCGAAGGAGCACUCAGACAGUCUUUCUAAGCACUGUGCCAAUCUGAGUUUCCAACUAGCCUCCGUGGACACAUUGAUAAAACGGUGCGCCGAGGGUAUAGGCAAACGCAUGAUGAAGGUGCAGGCUGACUCCGCUAACGCCUGGUCAAGUGAAUUCAAUGCUCUCUCUGAGGGGAUAGAAAAAUUGAAGAGCUUUGUGGAGCUUCCACUUCUUCUUAAAGCUGAACGUCAUGAAGCUGUACCUACCUUCUUUGCUGAGCGGAGGCUUGAUAUUCAGGAAUCCCAGAAUCGCAUCAACAACCUGGAAUCCGAGUUGUCGUGUACCGUCAGUCUCCACAGAGUCAUUCAACGCUCGUCUCACUACGACCACGGCCCCAUGGCUUCCAGCAUAGGUGAUGAGGUUUACACUAGAAAGAACAGGGCUAUGCUUGCAGCGCUGAGGCAGAACCUCAUCGAAUACGCCAUUCACGUCGGCGAAAUGGAGUCGCUUCUGGUGGAGGCUUUUACAUCCACAUCACGCUUGAAAGCUGCUUUAGCGGAGAUGGAUAGGCGUUUGUCAGUAGCUCUCACCGCCCUGGAGGAUUCAUUGGACCUGCAUAAAUGCGAGAUCUCUCUUGCUCAAUUUUCUGCUAUGAAAAACGAUCUGGACCCUAUAAAGUCAGAGCUUCGCUCGCUUCAAUCACUUUCCGAUCAUUUCCAUACCACAAUGACAGUGGCUAUAUCAAAUGGUUCUUCUCUUAUAUCUGUUCUCGGCGUCAACAUUAAAGAAGCGUCGCCAGCUUCACAGGAAAGUGCCUCAUACUUCUUUGCCGAAAUUGCUAGUUUCGAUAAAAAGUUUCACUGGAUAGUGGCUAUCUUGGACGAAGCCAACGGUCAUAUUUCAGUGCUGAUUAGUGGCUUCAAACAGUACGAAUAUUGGAUCAUGGAGACGCGCACCUGGCUUCACCAGUCCGAAAUUUCACUCAGAUCCAAAUUGGAGGGGAUUGACGGCUUUCAUUCUCUCGAUAAGGACGAGGUUGAAAUGCACCUCAUGCUGAUUCAAAAUCUUGUUUUGAGUUCCAGCGAUGGGAAAAGACUUGUGAACGUCAUGGAAGUUGCGACAGCGGACCUCCUGACGGACGCUUUGGAGGUCAAUCGUUGGGUGGGAAAUGUUUGCCAAUCCCCGCAUUUUCAUUGCAUGACCCCUCAUUCCGCAGCAUCCCUACCCCAAUUCCGAGAGGCCCUGAUGAACACGAGUCAACAGCUUAAGGAGGAUUUGUCGAAGUACCUUAGUCUUUUAAAUACGGCGAAGGAACAGGCUGAGGUCAAAUUGACCGUGUGUUCAACGUUCUGUGACAACUGCUACCGCUUUAUCGAAUGGCUUACUGAUUGUGAGACUAAGUGGAAUAUUCCUAGUGUUGGUGAGACUGAUAAUCCCAUCGCUAAUAAAGAUAUGUUUCUUUGGGAGAAGCAGACCUUGGUCGCAACUUAUAAACAAAGACUGACGGAUGUACAGGUGCACGAGUCCCUUCUAAAGGAAUUGUUUGGGUCGACUGAACUUGACUAUGCAACAGAUCAAUCUCCAAUUGAUGGUAGCACUCCUGCAACGAAUGUUCGCCUUCUUGACGCUCGAAAACGAUUUCAAUGGCUUCAAAAAUGUGUGGUUACUCGUAUAGCUUCGAUUGAAGACGAUGUGAAGAAAACAGGAGAAAUGGAAGCGCUGCUGCAAGCCUUCCGACGCUCUGUUGAGAGCAUUAAUAGGCGCUUUACUACGUUGGAAUGGGAGAUUGUGGAACUAUCUACUUGGGAGAAACUCAAACCUGUCACCUCCGAGCCCAUCCUGGAAAUGCUGGAAGACGUAAUACAGCAGCUUCCCCAUAGUCUGCAUACACUGACGGAACUUUCACGAGAGCUCGAAGCAGCCAAAGAAACAAUGGUUGACACAUCCAGCUCUCCCCGCCAUGCUGACGAGGCUAAGGAAAUGCUUGUAAAACUACGAAAUCUGCGGAAUUGUACGGAAAAGUACAUUAAAACAUGCCUCGUUCUCUCAAAUUCCUAUCGGACUCUGUCUGACGACAUGGACAAAUUCAAAACACGGAUUUCAGAGAAGGCAUAUAUUUCUGAAUUGACCUCUCCUGAUGUGUGCCGAUUGACCAAUGAAGAGUGGUUUUCCCUUCGAAACGACGUUCUCGUUGAGCAGUCUGUGCUAUGGCAAUUUGAAGAGGAGCUUCGAAACGAGAGUUUUGAGAGCAAGUUUAGUGUCACCCAGGCUGCAUUUGACGAGUUCCUGGGCGCCAUUAACGACGUCGCUCAAACGUCAGCCUCUCAAUGUUCCGCCGUUUGCCAAUUCAAAUCGAAAAUGGAGGAAUUACAGGAAUCGUUCAACAAUUGUAAGAAGACCAUUGCUGACUAUCAACAUGGGCUGGAGAUGCAAUUAAGUAAGGGCGAUCUCUACCACGAUGAAUUGAAUUUGUGUCAAGAGCUUCUCAACGAAAUUGGGACGAAUUUGGGGGAGAUAUUGAACUCGGCAAGUCUUCGAGGUGACAUUAAGACCUGGACGAUGGACACACAGGACCUCAUUUGCAACGUAACUGCGAUCGAGAGACGUCUGUGCGACUUCCAGACUAAAGAACUGGAGAGUUUGAUGGCAAUUGCUCAGUCUGGAGAGGAAUUCCUGCCUCUAGCAGCGCAAGCCACGCAGGAUCGCUGGAGUGACCUGGUUAAUCGGGCAAUGAAUGCACGGGGAGCGGCUGAAUCAGCACUUAGUGCCGUUCAGGACGCGGCCGACGCAUUUCUGAAUAUGCUUAACUGGAUCCGAGAGGCCAAAGACAAGUUGAAUGCGAUUGUAAACACACCUAUCGGUCAGCCGAAUAAGUCGCUGACGGAAGCCGAUGAAUCGCGGUUCAUGGCUGACGAAUGGAGUGGUUUGGCUGAGGUCAGGUCUUUACGGCUCUCAAAGCUGACGAAACUCCACUCUGAAUCAGUGGCCCAAAGGAAGAUGGUGCUCUCAACCACCGAAGAUUUGGGCAAACUAAAGGGGGCACCUCCAUCCAAGGCCGAGGCUUCAGUGAUUCGAGAUCUGGAGCUGGAACUAGCCGACGCUUAUGCCGAUUUGAUCGAUCAUUGCCAAACUGCGGUCAACAGUGAACAUGAGCUUCUCAGGACUACAAAGGCCGCUCUAGAGGAUGCCAACUCGGCCCUUAACGCCACAGAAAAGCUCUCAGAUCGUGCCAAUAGCCUCCUCUUUCAUGAUGACCUUGGCGCCUCACUAGACUGGCAGCAGACCUGUUUCAACGACUUCAUAAGCAUCGAAGUGGCCACUGUUCGCGAGCUGAUCGAUCGGUCGAAGAAGUGGGUUACUUUGUUGCCACAACCUGAUGGUUAUCUUGCAGAUAAUAUCAACUUGAGAUUGGUGGAAGAGUUGGAGAAGAUUGAGUGUAAGGUAACCGAGCGAGUGGAGGUUUUGGGGAAGUAUGUACACAGCCUAUCCGAAAUUUCCCAAAGAAUAUCCUCUGAAGAGGUCUGGCAAUGUGAGUUCAGUGCAGAUAUGAAUCCAGGCCUUAGAAAUGCUCCAGAUACUUUGGAGAAGAAGCGUGAGAUGAUACAGUACUUCGAGACCAAACUGACCGAAAUCAACUACCACAUUGAAUCCGUGGGGCGCCUCUCUGAUGAUUUGGAUAGACUGACGACGAACGACGGUGCCCCUUUUGUCACACCACCGGCGCUUGUCUUCCAACUGCAGAAUUUGCGUCAAAGUCUGGCACUUCAACGGCAGAUCGCCGAUGGCCAACGGGCACGCUGGUUUCAAGUGGUAGACCAGCAUGUCCACUUUAUACGUGACCUCUUUAGUACGCAUAGUUGGGUCUUCUCCCUCGCUGCCGAAUCCAUGAGAUGCUGGAGUGUCUUCCAAGACGUCUGCAAGUCGGCGCCACCCAAUUUGGAGAUGAUUUCGUGGACCAGAGAGGCUUCCCUAUACACAGUUAAAUUCCAUGAAAUUUCGAGUGAGAUCCAAAAACUGAAUGGGAGAUUCGCCCUCAUUUGUGUAGUAGGGAGCGGAGAAGUCAACACAAGGAUAGGUCUAUGUUUGAGGGAUUUGGAGAAGUACUUGAAGGCCACUGAACAAUUGGUGGAAAGGCGACAGUCGUUGCUGGACAAAAGCUCCCUUCACGUGGGCGAAUUUGUCAGAAACGCCCAGCGGUUUUCACAAGCGGCUGAAGCAUUCACUACUAGUUAUCAUCAGGUUCUAAGUGCUUCUACCGAGCUCACGAACCUCGUGUUACAGACUUUGUUAGAAGAUGUUGAAAGGGGUCUAUCGCUGGAUUUGAAUAAUUUGCAAAAGGAAAGGGCUGCUGUUCAGGCUCUAGCAGUGGAGGCGUGCAGUGACGAACUGAAUCUACCCAUUUUAGAACCGCUGGAGGAAGAAGUGAACGAGGGUGUAAAGUGGGAGAAAAAGCCGAUUGCGAGACCGACAGAUCCACCUGAGAAUCGAAUGUUGGAUGCGGAUAAAGUGCUUACUGAACUGAAUGAAGUCAAAGCUUCACUAGUUGCAUCUAUUACCGGCCUCUACAAGGCAGCAGAUGCACUCGCAGUUGCUCGAAAGCAUCAACGUCAAACGCGAAAAUCCUGUCAGGAUUGGCUUUUAGAAGCUUCAAAACAGCUGGAAGCUUGCAGGAGUCUCAUGCUUGAACAAGCGUCUUCCCACACGGCAUCGCUGAGCCAAAAAGUCAACAGUCUUAGAAUACAACGGAGGAACUUGGAGGUACUACUGGAGACACACAAAAGAAAUAAGGAUCGGUUUUCCCUUGCAUUAGAAUCUGAGGCUGAACUGCUUAACUGUCGCGCAGGACUUUUACAAGGCCUUAAAGAUGAAUGCAGUAAAUGCGAAAUAAUCUCCAAUUUCGCCCUAUCUGACGACUGUCUGGAGGCUACCACUCUUAGCCAUGGCUGGGAGAAUCUGGUGGGUGAAAUUCAGGCUCUUCAGAGCUCUAUGGCUGAUCACUUAGCGAAGUGCGAGGCGGCUUCUGAAGCUGUCGUUUGGAUGGUGGAGUGGUUAAGGAGCCUAGAAAAACGCAUUCGUGUGGAGGCUGUUCCGUCUAUAGACAACCUCAGACUCACUCUCUCCCACCGUGGUCAUUGUCUGAGACCCUAUCUUGAGGAAGUUGAAGUGAUUGAAAAAGUUAUGAAUGCGCAACAGGACGUCAUAAAAUCUUGGCAGAAGUUGAAUGAGGAAAUCCACUGCAAGAUCCCUGAGUUUAAUGAGUCGGAGCGAAAGAUCUCUGCUUUUCAAUCGGAGGCUGACUCGGUUGCACAAAAUUUCCGGCCCCGUCUUGAUGCUUCCAUUGAAACUGCAAAGAAUUCUCUCCAACGAAAUACCCAAGGACUAGAUUCCCUUAACCAAGUCUAUCAGAAUCUCAUUUCAUACAACAAAUGGAUCCUCGCAAUCCAGCAACACGCUUCCACCAAGAACACUUCAAUCCCUGCACUCCUUGGUCAGGAGGCCGAAAUCACGCUAGAGGAGGGUCAGGAGCAUGUCUCCUCUCUCAUCAGUGCAGUAGAGCAUUUCUCAACUGAAUGCCAAUGGGCUGGGGACAACCUCUGUCCCCUAUCUGCUGCUCGCCUCCUCUCCGCUGAUCUGCUUUCCCACCUCAAAGUUGUCUGGCAGUCUGCCCGGAUAGAGAUACAGACGCUGCGACAGAAACACCAGAGCGACGCCGAGGCACUGACUGACUUCUUUUCCCGUUUAACAGUUCUCGCUGUGUGGUUGGGCGAAAAACGAGAUCUGUUUAAGGGUAUUCGAGGGGAAGUAAACAACUUCUGCAGCCCUUCGGUUGGCACUUACACUGAAGAGUUGAACAAACAGGCUGCCAAGCUGCCUCCAGCAGGGGCUGCUGUUGAGACAAUAGCCCUAUGCCUCAAAAAGAAGGAAAAACUAGUGUCAGAUAUCUCAACCCUCCUCAAACAUUUAAACGUAAAGAAUUGUGAUUUCGACUUUCUGCGGGAGAGGCUUCAAGAACUCACUAUACUUGGGAUCGAAGGCAUUUCGCAGGCAACUUCAGACACCGAUGAGCUAAUGGAAGGAUACUCGGAUUUACGAACAAGAGUGAGCCAGCUAUCUGAACAAUCGAAGGAAAUGUUGUCCCUGCAUCAGAAUCUGAUGGCGAUUUUAAGUGCGGUCCAAACAUGGCAUGAUGAACUUAGACGAUCUAUCCUGAGUUCGUCUGGUUUCUUUGGUGAUCGCUACGCACUGAAUAUUGAGACGGUCCAUCAGAAGGGCGAUAAAAGAUGUGCUGAUCUGAAGGAGGCCUGUGUUCGUUGCUUAGCCACCUCCCCUUCGGAUCUCGCCCCAGCCUUGCUGGCAGCCACGAAUAACCAGCUAACUGAGUUUCCCAAUCUCUGCGAAAAAAUUGUCACCACACACUCCCUCUACACCUCCAUUCUCACGGUCUGGGAAAAAUUAGACAUGGCAGCAGCUGAGUUUGACGCAAGCUCUCAACGCUUUCAGGAGUCCCUCGCAAACUACGAAGUGCCUUACUGUGAAAAUCCAUCAAACUUCCAAGCCAAGGUAGACAUGCUUUCUUCCACACUUGAUGUGCUUAACGGAAUGAAGGACAUGGAUUCCAGUGCAUCAGGACUCUGGUUAGAGGCUUUAACGCUCAGGAACAAGUUUUCACAACUCGCUGAGUACUCUACACAACUCAAAUCCAUCCUCACAGAGAUUCCAACUAAAGAAGAUCCAAGUUUAGCCUCUACGAUUGCUCAGCGGUCCAACGAGCUAAAAAGUCUCAUCAAAACCUUACAGCAGAUAAUUGCUACAUGGCAGAGGAUGUCCGAUCACCUUAGUGAGAUUUUAAGGGAAAGUGAAGAGUUGGGAAAGGAAGCCGACGAGUUCGCGAAGGAGGUAGAAGACCUUGUUAAGGGGGAAGGGUUUUGCACUUCAGUUAUUGCUGUGAACGAUUUGAUUGAAAGAUGUGAAUUGUGUAUGGAGAGGCAUGGCAACUUUACCGACGCUUUGAAGAUGAUGAAAGGGAAGCUUUCUUCACUGACACCUCACACAAACAAUUCAACUAUUCUUGAGUUGCAAGGAGCUCUCACAAAUCACCUAACUCAACAUACUUCCAAUCAACAAUUGGGCAGGUCUCUAAUCAAGCGACUGAAAGAGAGACUCGACACUGAUGCCAAGGUGAAAGCUGAUUUGGGUCGUUACAAUGCUGCACUUUCCGAAGCUGAGUUGACCCUCGUAAAGUUGACUACCUUUGGUCGUCUCAUACCAAACAUAUCGUUACCGAAACCCCUCUCCCUCUCAACUAUACCAAAUUCGGAGACGAAUUUCAAUUUUGUCAAGUUUUCAAAUGCAGUACAGGAGUACAUGAUUCAGCAGAAGCAGUCUGUUGCCAGGCAUAAUGAACAGCUAUCUAGACUCCAGGAGGAAUUAGCUGGACAACAGAAGGAGAUUUAUGACUUAAUUAACCAAAAUAUGCUUGAAGAUGAUGGAUCUAUUCUUGCCAAAAAUGGUAUAAAAUGUCGUCUUGAAGAACUUGUGGGGCGAGUAGAACAAGUGAAAAAAGAUGACAGUGCUUGUGAGGUCUUCAUUCUUGAGAGUAACCUGCAGAUAGCCAAAAUCAUCGACGAACUGGGCUCUUGUGUCGAUGUCUUCGUGCAUAUAGAGGGUGAUUCUAGACGGAUUCCCGGUGAUUUCUUGGCGAAUUCCGAGACGAUUCUGACGAAUUUAAAUGCACUGUCAACACGUUUGAAUGAAGAUGCUCCUCUACUUUCACCAAUUAAAAAGAUCCACAUGCGGCUUCCAACAGACGAUCAUGAAUGGAAAAAUUAUAUGAGCUUGUACGACCUGCUACUAAAUGAGUUCGAUAAUCUUCGGCAACGGGUGGAGCAUCUCAAAACUACGGUACGAGAUGAAGUUAAUGAGUUGACACGAGUAGCUGAUCUGCGACGACAAUGGGUCGACCUUCACUCAAGGCAUGUUGCGAAACUGUCGCAAAUUUCAACCUAUGUGCAACAGACUCCAGCAUCGCUCGAUAUGACGUCCGAAGAGAAGGUGAUUUCCCAACUCAACGCCUAUUUGGCAUUAGUCAAGUCAUCAAAGGUUGAUUUGCAAACUGCUGUUGCUGAAUACACUCACAAAGCGACCAUUCUCUUAUCUAGUCUCACCGAUACGGUAAAGUCAUUUUCCUCGCAUCGAAAUCAACCGGUAGGAAUGUUAGUCGCUUGUAUUGAAGGUCAGAAAGGCCAUUUCGAGGAUGCUGAAUGUCAGGCAGAAAGGAUGGAAAAGGAGAUCACAGAAGAAAUAGCCCAUUGGGAUAAAUUUAUCACACAGUUAAGGGCAUUUCAACAGUGGUUGCUUGCCCGCGAUGCAGAUCUAGAAGCAACCUCAGCUGCAAAAACCUUUGCAGAACGCACCAAUGGACUUCGCAGUCUUGAUGAGACUCUACAGAAGAAUGGAGGUCCCAUGCUUGAUAGAAUUGUGUCCUGCGGUUGUACGCUUCGAUCGCUUCGAUCUAACCUAACUGUCAUUAAUCAUGCCACCACAUGGAUUACUGAUCGGCAUAAUAUUCUGUUAAAAGAGGUGUCUGAAAGGCGGAAUAGUUUGAAAAAUAUGAUCUUGGCUGAGGAGGAGUUGCACAGAAAUGCCAACUGCUGCUCCGAUUUGCUGGACAUUCAGGAGGCUCAGCUCAGUGAACUCUGUGAAAAACCAUUUGCUGCAUCUUCGGCUCCCUCCACGAUCGAUGGUUUUGAAGAAAGGUUGCAGAAAUUGCAUGAGUAUCUGCGCCAAUUGGAAGGAUCAAAGUCCACCCAUUUAGUUCCAUUGGAUGAGCGCAUUCAGUCGGUGAAAAAUCAGUUAAAGACGUGCGGUUUAGAUCAGGCUGAAGUAAACAAUGGAGUGGCAAAGAUUUCUGAAUUAUGGAAACGCUAUACCAGACUUCGAGAAAGCUGCAUCCGAGUGUCUACUGAACUGGAAAAACUCGUUAAGGGUAGUAAGGCCUUCUACAAACUAACUAGUGAAAUGAAUUCAUGGCUGAUAGAGCAAAAAGAGACCUUCGCUGGGUUAGAUCGAGGCACACCUAUCUUGGACUAUCACAACAUACAUGAGUUGACUGACCAACUUGCGAAUCGUGCCAACGCCUUCCAUCGCUUCUAUAUGGAGCUUAAUUCAACCGGUGAGCGCCGUCUAGCUGACUGUUCCUCAAGUGCUACAGACAUGUUGAACACCGCCAGGUCAAUCAACAUGCCGAUUCUACAAGACGGCUCCUCCAAAGUCCACAGCCAAGAGACUCUCAUUGCAGACCUACAUAAGUGCUUCCAAUCGCUACAUACACAGGCCACAAAGCGAAGAGAUGAGAUCUCCUCUUUGUUGGUUUCUCUCACAACCUAUGACGAGUUGUUUAUGAGUCUCCACACCUGGGUGUCUUCAGUCACGAAAGAAGUGACCAAAGAGGGAACAGAAGACGCUGCAAAGGAGAUGCAACUCUGGUCUACGCCUUCUAGUUAUUUGACAAUUAGGUCCAGCCAUGUUCUUUCCCAGCUUGCCCAAAGUCACGAACGGGCAGAACAGAUUGGUGAGAAACAGGCUCAUUUGGACAUCUUGCUGUCUCGCUCAAGUCGACUUUUGGAAGAAUGGGGUUUUUCAGAAGUAACGCGUUUUGCGGCGCAGAAGGCUGGAACUCUCUCACGUCGCUUCGUCGAACUCACGAUACAGGUGAAGAAGCAGAUCGAGCAGAAAUCGAUGAUUCUGAGAAACAUAGAGAGACUUCAAGAAGCACGAGAUGCAUAUAAUGUCUGGGAGAAGGAUGUCCGAGGGAAAUUCGCGCGCGCCUGCCAUGAAGACUACUCAACCGAGGUACUGAAGAAAGUGAAGAGAGUGGCCAAGUCAUUAGAUAUGGGUGAUGUGCUGCUGGAAGCGUGUCGACAGUGGGCUCUUAGCGUACAGUCAGAUGCGUUAGGAUCUAAGGCUGCUAAUCCCUCUCUGGUGCAAGAUCUUAUGACCAGUUAUGAAACCCUGAAGAGCAUGAUAUCUCAAAAACUUGAAAAUAUUGAAAAGCACAUAGCACAGCAGCGGGCUAAACAGUUAACCAUUGCUUCGUUGUCUUCCUGGCUUGAAGCCGCAGAGCAAAGGCUUCAAGCCAUCGUUUCUUCCAUCUACACACCGCCUCAAAUAAUUUUAAAAAGCGCUUCCUUUGUCGCUGUUAUGGCCUUUUAUGAACAAUCAGUUGCCAGUGCCUUGUCCGAGCUAUGUAGCCUGCAAUCCGAGUGCUCAAACAAGGUGGGUUUUGAGGAUGAUUCUCAACUUUCAUCCCGUUUCUACGCCUUUAAAGUGAGGCUGGCACAGUGUGUCGGUGAAGCCGAGGAGAGGGCUAAGAACCUUAAUGCUUACGGAGAGGCUAGCGAGCUCGUUUCGAUUUGUCAGAAGCUGACGCUGGAGAGGUAUGUUCAGAUUACUGGUAAAAGUACCACAAUCCCAGAGACGGUAUCUCAACUCACGGACCCUCCUACUACAGUACUUGAGGCUCUUCUCUCACCCUAUGAUGCAGAACGUCGUCUUACCGUCCUCCAAGGUGCUUACGAUGAACUCGUUAUCGACAGUCGUCAACUGCUGGAAACGAUGAUUGAUUCGGCGGAUAGAUUGGUCUCAACUACCAUGGAGCAGGAAGCCUUUCUGGCAGAAGUAAUCAGUGAACGGAAUGAAGUGCUGAGAGAGGAACAGACAAAACUAGAACAGCUAACAAGGAAAUCGAUUGAACUACUGAGGGGUAUUACUGAAUCCUGGAAGGUGUUCACAAGGACGGAGGAGGAGUUGAGUGAUUGGUUGAUGGCGAUGGAACAGGCAUCCGCUCGACCGAUGAUUAAGAUAGAAAUGUCGGUCGAUGAGAGGAGACAAACUCUUGCAGAAAUGCAGAUGUAUCAGUCGAGCCUUAGUAGGAAGGCUGAGGUUGUUGAAAGACAUUUAAACGAAACCGAACUCAUGAAUCGUCAAACUCCUCAAUUCCAGACAGCUGAGAAGGCUAAACAACUCGCCAACCGUUAUUUCGCACUCGUGACCUCUGUCCAGGCACAAAUCGACCUUUAUAGUAGGGAAGUUGUUGAAUUUUCGCGCUUAGAAAAUGUACUGGACCAGAUGUGUGCCAAGGUUGAAGAUUACCGGUCCCUUAUUGAAGAAUGUUGGAUGGAGGGUCGAUCCAAUAGCCACACAGAACUGAUCCGGAAACAAAUUAUGAUUAAGAAAGUGCUGAAGGAGGUGGUGGACCUAAAAAACUCCUCUCAAUUGGGAGAUUUGUUGAGUCUCACAGAACGUGUGAAGACGUUUGUUUCCGCCACCUUGGGAGAUGAUAUUAGCCGACGGGUUAGCGAGGUAUCUGUCUUCUUGGAGGACUCCAACCGUCGGCUGGAACAAGCCUUGACUCUUGUUGCCUCGCGUUUGGAGACUUGGGAGAACUGGUCUUUGCUGGUAAAGAAGCUGGGAGAGGAAUUAGAGAAAACUGACUCCUCCUUUAAGCUCGCUUUGAAGGAGGCAAAAAUUCCCACUUCCUCCAAUCCUGAUGAUGUGCUCAAAAAGAGACGCGAGGCAAUCGAUAGACUUCAAGAGCUGCACACAUCUCUGGUCUCGAGAAAGCCAGCUUUUAAUGAACUUAGACGACUGAUGAAAGACACUGAUGGUGAAGUGUUGGACCCUCUACUCUACCGUCAAUCAAGCGAAACCCAUAGGACCUGCCUAAAGCGCUCCUGGGAAGGCCUGUUUGCCUUUUCCAAUAAGGUCAAUGCAGCGGAUCAAUGGCUCUUGACAGCCUUCGUGAAACUUACAGCUCUCAACAACGCCAAUCCAGAUGGGCCAAAAGCUACAGAAUUUUUGAUCCGAAGUUGUGAGGUUCUUGUUGCUGAGGUCUCUCACUUCGUGGCCAAUCAACUCAAGUCCCUAAUUGCUGAAGGCCAGGAUAUUGUGGUCUCGAAGAAGACUAAGAAGAAGAGGCAAGAGGAGAAGGAUAAAACAGAGCCAACAGGACGUGUGGAUGCACUCAAACAUCUACUCAACCAACUGAAGGCCAUGAAGGGUGAGGCAGAAGGCCUUUUUCAGGUCGUUGAUGCCAUUAAGUGGACGGCUGUCCGCGCCUCGCCGUUUUUUGCCGUAGCAUCGUUCCUCGUCAUGGCUGAAUAG